GUGAUUUGAUGCCAGAGAGGAGAGGGCGGUGAGUCAGCGGAACACGUUAUAUUUAUCUCCGCUUCACUCGCGGUAUAAUGGCCGUACAACCGAUAGACUGCCAAUACUAACCAAUACGAACCAAUACGAACCAAUAGUCUUUGAUUGACGAACCGUCGAGCCCGGCUCUGAGGAAACAUGCAUCGCCUCCAGCACUUUAUAUUACAUCGGUCUGCGCCGGUUCCCCUCCGGUCGACGUCGCUGUAUUCACAUGUAUGGCAGCAUGCUCGGUUUAAGACGCAGGGCCCUACGGAGCAGUACGGACUGAAACGGUUCAGCACGGCAGAGGCCACCGUGGAGACGAGCGACCCGGCCAGGAUGCGGGAGAAGACCCUGACCAUGGCGACCCUAAACCCGCAGGUGAAGGCGGUGGAGUACGCCGUGAGAGGACCCAUCGUUAUUAAGGCGGGAGAUAUAGAGAGGGGGCUACAGCAGGGAGUGAAACAGCCUUUCACUGAGGUCAUCAAAGCCAACAUUGGUGAUGCCCACGCCAUGGGCCAGCAGCCAAUCACCUUCGUCCGUCAGGUGGUGGCUCUGUGCUGUUUCCCAGAGCUGUUGGACAGUCCGGCUUUCCCUGAUGAUGCCAAGCAACGAGCCCAGCGCAUCCUACAGGACUGCGGAGGACACAGCUUAGGCUCGUACAGUGCCAGCCAGGGAGUGGAGUGUGUCCGCAAGGACAUCGCUGACUACAUAACACACAGAGACCAGGGCGUACCCUCUGACUGGAACAACAUCUACCUCACCACAGGCGCCAGUGAUGGCAUCAUGAGCAUCCUGAAGCUGCUAGUAUCGGGUCAGGGCCGCUCCAGGACAGGUGUGAUGAUCCCCAUCCCUCAGUACCCGCUGUACUCUGCAGCCAUCUCAGAGUUAGAGGCAGUGCGCAUUAACUACUACCUGGAUGAGGCCAAUUGCUGGGCGCUAGAUAUUGAGGAACUGCAGCGAGCUUACCUGACGGCCAAGGAGCACUGCCAGCCCAGAGUCCUCUGCAUCAUCAACCCUGGAAACCCCACCGGUCAGGUGCAGAGUAAGAAGUGUAUAGAGGAGGUGCUCCACUUCGCCUAUGAGGAGAAUCUGUUUGUCAUGGCUGACGAGGUUUAUCAGGACAACGUUUACUCCUCAGACUGUCAGUUCCACUCCUUUAAGAAGGUCCUCUAUGAGAUGGGCCCUGAGUACUUCAACAAUGUGGAGCUGGCCUCCUUCCACUCCACCUCCAAGGGCUAUACCGGAGAGUGUGGUUUCCGUGGAGGCUACAUGGAAGUGUUGAACAUGGAUACACAGGUGAUGGCCCAGCUAGUCAAACUGCUGUCCGUUCGCCUCUGCCCCCCCGUCUCUGGACAGGCCGCAAUGGACGUCAUAGUGAAUCCCCCCAGAGAGCAUGAGCCCUCGUAUGCUCAGUUUACCAAGGAGAAGAGCUCAGUCCUCGACGCUCUGGCUCACAAGGCCAGCCUGACGGAGCAAAUCCUAAACUCGGUGCCUGGUAUCAAGUGCAACCCAGUCCAAGGAGCCAUGUAUGCCUUCCCUCAGAUCUUCAUCCCACCACGUGCAAUUCAGGAAGCCCAGUCUGUGUCUAUGGCUCCUGACAUGCUGUACUGCCUCAAACUGCUGGAGGAAACUGGUAUCUGUGUGGUCCCAGGCAGCGGAUUCGGCCAGAAGGAGGGAACCUAUCACUUCAGAAUGACCAUCCUUCCGAGCCCAGAGAAGCUCAAAGUCCUCCUGGAGAAGCUUAAGGAGUUCCACCUCAGAUUCCUUGAGGAGUAUUCACAACCGGAACCUCAGAUCACCAGCCAAGACCAGCACAGAGAAAUGUCAAAGCAACCAGACUGAUGGCCCACAGGCUUACUCAGAAUGAUCUAUUUGAAUAGACAGCUUGUGUAAUGUUGAUAUUGCUUUGAGUUUACUCUUCGUUUUUAAGGAUUUGUGUUACAGAAAUGUGUGCCUUCCCCCCAGAGGAUAUUUAAAGAGGCAAUGAAUCCUCUACCAGACUAGACGUGUGGCCCUCUCCCAAGAGCCCUGAAUAAGAGAAAAGACAGUAUAGCGACGCAGGAAGUAGUUCUUCAUGCUCUCAAGAACCUUGCAUUCAGCCAUCUGCUCUUUCCCUUCCACACACAUCCUUUUCAUGCUUAGGCCAAGGAUUUCACACAUCAGCUUGUUACACACAUAGUAGGCGUAUGAGGAGUUGUGUGCCUCUGUAAAUGUCUCUGUAAAAGUGCAGCCACAAUGUUUUUCAAAUGUACUUUUUCUGUUUGUUUUGGUUAUGCCUUACAUAGCAUUAAAUAAUACAUAUUGUGCCACUGGUAUGUAGCCAUGGAGAGAGUUUGGUUUCAAUUGUUUUUAGAUAUCAGUCUCUAAGAAUUCUGCCUCCACUCUAGUAGUGAAUCUGAAUGGAAUUGUGUUUUAUGGUGAUUACAGAAACUAAACCUAAACAACAAAAUGGGUUAUUUUGCCCUCCAAAAUGACCAAAUCUUUUUUUGUUAUAUCAAAAAGUGACUAUAUCAAAUGUGGCAUGAGUGUGUUCUGAUCAGUUGCCUCUGUGGUUACGGUUUGGUUUAGGAAAGUAAAACUAUGUAAUGUUUGGAAAAGAUGUUGGUCAUGGUUGACUGUUGGACAGACAGGAUAUUAAAUCAGUCCCUCCAGGAAGUUGGCACAAACGUUGUUAAUCACUGCAACUUUUCUGCAAUUUUCACCAAUCAUAACAGUCCCUGGUGCAAAAGGUUGAGCCAUACUUCACCAAACUACUAGCAAUAUUCUCUGAAACAAGUUGCCUUUUUAAU
Morone saxatilis (striped sea-bass) is the source of this 2810-nucleotide messenger RNA. It is a transcript of the gene gpt2, whose product is annotated as glutamic pyruvate transaminase (alanine aminotransferase) 2. The transcript is spliced from 11 exons. Gene Ontology annotation, molecular function: L-alanine:2-oxoglutarate transaminase activity; pyridoxal phosphate binding. Gene Ontology annotation, biological process: biosynthetic process. The record is from RefSeq and is a predicted model, not a curated record. Lineage: Eukaryota; Metazoa; Chordata; Actinopteri; Moronidae. Bases 178 to 1863 code for a protein of 561 amino acids.